AUGGCUCGGCUAAGCAGGAAUUCUCCGACUCCACACCGCGAGGCUGUCGGCGACGAUGCUGCGCAAGCGAGCACUCCUCAGCGCCUGGUGACAAGCUUGAUCGAUGAACAUGACAGUCUGCCAUCAUUCAAUGCCACGGCACACGAUGCCGACGACGAGCGACGAGAGUCCAACAUUUCCGCCGUGUCCGUCUCUUCCAUGUCCGAGUCGGCAUGGUACAGCGACAACGAUCUCACUCCAAUCAUCAACCUCUACAAUCCGCAGUACAGGCGAGAGAGCCACAGGCCAUCUCUAUCGCCGUUCGGGCUGCGGACACCCCGGCGAUCGACCAAAGGACUUCACACUCGUUCUCGAACCGGUACGCCGAAGUCACGCUGGUCGCGAUCAAGAAGGCGCAUUUCGGAAGCGACGGAAGCACCAGCAGAGGAAACCACACAGGAACACUUCCCUCUCGUUUUAUUGCACAUCACAUUGCUUCCCAUAGAAUUGCCAUGGAGCUUCGAAAAACUGCGACAAGUUCUCCCACCCAACAUCCUCGAUGACUUGCAGAAGCUGCGGGCCAAAAUCUCCGAAACAAUUCUCACGCGAGGCAUUCUCGUCUCUCAUCCCCAGGAGCAGUACGAGCUCCUCGAAGACCGAAUUCUAGAAGCCCUGGACCUUCAGCUGGAAAGGAUCACCAAAUGCGGUCAUUUCCGCCAGCGCGUCUCCACGGGUUCCAUUAGUGACAGCGACUCGGGUGUUGGGUCUAGCAUCGAAGAUUCGGAAAUCGAGCUUUGCGCCAUCUGCCAUCAUCAUGUUCGGCCGUAUGGAGCUGCAGUGGACAACGGUAGCAAGAAAUGGAGUGUCCGGGUCUUCGCGGCAAACGGUUUGAUGCCGGCUUCUGCUUGGGCGGUCAGUUGGCAGGAUAUGGAGAGUGUCGAUGUGGAGAUUUUGCCGUGGAUUGGUGAAGGCGAGAGAAAGAAGUUGGAGGAACUGAGGGCAGUCGAAGAUGCAGAGAGGCGACUGCAGAGGGAUGUUGAGGAUGACAGACUGAGGCUGAUUGCCGAUGAGCGGAUCUCGCUGGCAUUGGACGAGUUGGCGAGGCGUCAUCGCGAAGUCGGCACUGAUCCUGUGCCUGAGACUAAACCAGAAAAGGAGGACAGCCUUGUUGGACGAGGUGUGCCGCACACCCCCCAGACCUCGCAGAUUCCGCUCGCCCUGCUAUUGAAGAACUAUCUCAUUCUUCUGUUGCAGGACUGGCGCAAUGUGGCCAUCUUCCUGGUGGGAAUUUCCGUCAUCUUCCUCGCCGGUACACAAAGGAAAGGUGUGUUGCAAGCAGCAAACCCGCACCAAGUCAGUGCAACAGACCCCGGGUUCCUGAAUCUGCAUCCGGGCAAUGAAUCAAUUGAGGCUCCCCUUUGGACGAUCGAGCCUCUCGAAAUCGGCAAGAUGGGCCAAGUCGGCAUUGGAGAGAGUGCUUCGCCUUUGCCAAAAGGUGAACGAUUCGAAGGAGAUGGGCGAUAUUGGUCUGAUGGACAUCGAGGGUUCGAUAUUCGGGCUUGGAAACCGUGUAGAGAAGUGUUUAGCGGACGACAGCACAGGCCAUGA
Molecule: messenger RNA, 1587 nt
Organism: Neohortaea acidophila
Lineage: Eukaryota; Fungi; Ascomycota; Dothideomycetes; Mycosphaerellales; Teratosphaeriaceae
Exons: 1
Coding region: 1-1587 (528 amino acids)
Source: RefSeq, a predicted model, not a curated record